CGACGCAAUUCCGAUAGUUGCUGUUGGGGAUACAGCGCAACACCACUGGACUAGACGCCGCUAUUAACAUCGAAUCUUGUUACUUGUUAGCACCCACGCGAUUUCCUCUACAUUUCCAAAGAUCACCGAAUCCUAUCUUUGUAUGCCAUCAUCGUCUUCAUUCACCCCAAUACCCCCGUAUUAAUCGGCAAAAGAAAAACAACUAUCAUAUGUACAAAACCCUAGGAUUCUGUGUAUACACGUUUAAUUUAAGGGGAAAAAAGGGGUUGUUAUUUGGGAGCGGAGCAAAAUGGGGCCACUAUUAUAUAUAUUAGUGGCAUUGCCUUGCACAAUUGGGGCGAUUGCUUUGGCGAUUCUUCACAUUUAUAGGCAUCUUUUGAAUUAUACUGAACCGACAUACCAACGAUUCAUCGUCAGAAUUAUUUUUAUGGUUCCAGUCUACGCAUUGAUGUCUUUCCUGUCACUUAUAUUCAAUGAGAGCACAAUUUACUUCAAUUCCAUUCGAGAAAUAUAUGAAGCUUGGGUUAUAUAUAAUUUCCUGUCGCUGUGCCUGGAAUGGGUAGGUGGUCCAGGUGCUGUUGUCUUAAGUCUUACUGGACGUGUUCUAAAGCCAAAUUGGUGUUUGAUGACAUGUUGCUUCCCUCCCAUUCCACUAGACGGGCGUUUUAUACGGAGAUGCAAGCAAGGCUGUUUGCAGUUCGUCAUUCUUAAACCUAUCUUGGUGGCACUUACAUUCGUUUUCUAUGCAAAGGGGAAAUACCAGGAUGGAAAUUUCAGUGCAAAACAGUCAUACCUAUAUAUCACAAUUAUAUACACAAUUUCAUACUCCAUGGCCUUGUAUGCGUUGGCCUUGUUUUAUGUAGCAUGCAGGGAUCUGCUCAAGCCAUUUAAUCCAGUUCCAAAGUUCAUCAUCAUCAAGAGUGUUGUCUUUUUGACAUAUUGGCAGGGCGUUUUGGUUUUCCUUGCUGCAAAAUCUGGAUAUAUAAAAGAUGCAGAGGAGGCUGCCGAAAUCCAAAACUUCAUAAUUUGUUUUGAGAUGCUUCUUGCGGCCUUGGGUCAUCUUUAUGCAUUUCCAUACAAAGAGUAUGCUGGUGCCAAUAUUGGCACUUCCCGUGGAUUUGGAGCUAGUCUUGCGCAUGCUUUGAUGUUGAACGACUUCUAUCAUGACACUGUUCACCAGUUUGCACCGGCUUACCAUGAUUAUGUACUCUACAAUCAUAGCAAUGAUACGGGGGAUGAAGGUGCAACAAAGUACAGGGCACGUACGUUUGUCCCAAUUGGAUCUGAGAUGGAAAACGUUAGGAAAAACAAACACAUGCUUGGAUCAAACACACCACCGACCACACCCCCAAGUGCCACCCAUGUACAAGAAACAGGAGCAAAACCAGAGGCAAUGAACUCAUCGUUGCUAGUAGAUGUCUCAAAUUCAGCAUCGACACCAUAUGAUUUCACACUCAUUGACAUGGACUUACAGGUGCCUGCUAAAGAUGCUGGUGAGAAGAGGUGAUUAACAAAAAGCGACCAUCUGUGAAGCCAUGCUCGAUCUGAUUAUCUUCCUUUUCCUCAUCUUUAGUUUUCUAGUUUCCGGGUUUGUACAUGUAGCCAACAGAGUAUGUUUGUAGAUGGGGUUAGGGGUCUCUCCCGGUUGGAGAUGUUGUACAUGCGGUGGCUACACGCUUAUAUACAGUUGAGUUUCUUAAAUACCAAACCGAAUUGAGAAACUUUUUACGUACAUUUAUGUAUACUUGUUGAUUUUCC
Molecule: messenger RNA, 1758 nt
Organism: Cynara cardunculus var. scolymus (artichoke)
Lineage: Eukaryota; Viridiplantae; Streptophyta; Magnoliopsida; Asterales; Asteraceae
Product: transmembrane protein 184B-like
Exons: 8
Coding region: 290-1507 (405 amino acids)
Biological process (GO): transport
Molecular function (GO): transporter activity
Source: RefSeq, a predicted model, not a curated record